CAAAGAAGGAGCCCGAGAAAGAACAGAAGUGGACUUCAUUGUUCGAACUCGCCUGGAUUCUCGAGGACUUGAAGAUGCUCUCAAUACGAACAUUAAGCCUCGACGAUCCCUUCCAAUGUUUGGGAGACAAGGUCGAUCGGAUUGUUGGAAGAAUGAGGAUCACGCCCACCAAGAUCCUGAACGCGAUCAUCGUGAUGAUUCUUCUCUCUCUAGGGGUUCUUAUUUUUCAAAACUCCCCCAAUGUCACCCCUGAGGGCUCGCCUUUUCGCCAGACCUGUCACAUGUCUCAGAUGUUUCAAACGAAUCUUCAAAAUCUAGUCCACCUUAGUCACAAAAUCCUGGAGACGUUGAAUCUCCGUCAUUUCCUCUGUUACUCGAGCCUCUUUGGUCAGAUCCGCUCGUCAUCCAUUUUGCCUUGGGAGAAAAAAGCCAAAUUAUGCGUGAUCAACGAAGAGAUCGCCAAAUACGAUGAGCUGUUUCUACGUCGGAGAUUUGCCAGUAGUGGCCUUAACCUGGAAUACAACUCUUCGGACGGGAAAUAUACCGUAACCGUGGAUGACCGAUCGACAGGCGGUACUAAUUCCACUUUUGACGCCGAUUUCCACGGUGAAUUACACCUGAUCGUGUUCGCUCUAGACAAGGACAUUCGCUCGUCCGAAGAGCGCAUGUAUCAUCGGAUUGGUUGGCAACGACGGAUUCUACCUCCCGAUUGUGACUUCAGUACCACUUUGGAAUGCUUCCCUGAGCGAUUGGCUCACGAGCCCUUACCCCUCAAGCUUUUCGGGGAUGACACGGUUCCGGUGCCGCGGGAAGGUUUCGAACUACUGAAGCAUCAUUAUCCCGAGAAUUGGUGGCGGGAAGUGAAGCCACUCAAUUGCUAGAGCCAAACACACAUGCAGUAUUAUCGCUCUCCGAUUGCACAUUGUCAACCGAUCGAUCCAUUCCCAAUCCCUUUUCUUGGAGCUCCAUCUUGACCGGGCAUUCUUUCCCAGUGAACGAAUUCAUAAUUCGCAUUGGUACAUAACAUUUAUAUCUAAAACAAACCAACAUAUUUCCAUCACAAAUGCAUAAUUCCAUGCCCCAGGGUUCGAGCCUCGUCUCUGCUUGUGCCCCUAGUCAUCACCCGGAGGCACGCUAUCCUCGAUUCGUCGCAAGAACUUGAUGCGAAGCUCCGUGACAUUGUCGCCUUUGAGCGUGUCCUGAACGAACCAACACGCCACCUCGAUGUGAACCAUUUCGAGGGCCCCGCGGAUGGCUCCGGCCAAGAUAUUGGCGUAUCGGAGGUUGUAGCAAUGAUCGGGCAGCUCGACAAAUUCGGCCACGGGGUUGGUGUCGAAGAUGAGCGAGAAUUCGUCCGAGGUCGAGCUCCAACUCGUGACCGUGGGUGAGAGAUUGAGGAACAAUUUGAAGGCCAAUUGGAUCUUGUCGGCCGUAUCACGGAAAUCGUGGCAUUUGCCGCUGCUGGUGCGGCACAGGAAGUCCUCCACCAUGCGGAUCCCGAUGUUGUAGCCCAUCUUCUCAAGUUGCUUGUUCACGUCGUCCACGUUCUCGUAAUCCUUGAGAAUUUGGGCCACAAGAGCGCCGUAGGU
Tigriopus californicus is the source of this 1589-nucleotide messenger RNA. RefSeq lists its product as uncharacterized. The transcript has 2 exons. Bases 75 to 881 code for a protein of 268 amino acids. The record is from RefSeq and is a predicted model, not a curated record. Lineage: Eukaryota; Metazoa; Arthropoda; Copepoda; Harpacticoida; Harpacticidae.